UACAGUCGCUGAGGCCGGACGUGCGCGCGGCCAACGAGAGCCCCAAACUUCAAACAUAUUUAGAAACGAAACUUCAAAUAGAGCCGUUAGAGCCAACCGACUGCAAUAUUCUGCUAGCAGAUAAUCGCAACGACCAAGUGCAUUUUGCCCACAGAGAGUUGCAGGUGAAAUUUUUGGGGUGCCUUCAGAAGUGCCGGCAAGUCUGCUCCGUCACAAGUUCGGCGGCGCUGUUUGUGGUGUCGGCGUUUUUCGCCUAAUUUAAUAAAUUCGCGCCCAGUCAGCGCUAAUUGGCUAAAUCUCUGCUGUGUGUAUAAAAAAAUUUCAAGUUUCAAUAUACCUAUGCCAUUUGCCCAACAAUUGUUGAGAAGUGCCGCUCUCUCGUCUUAAACACGUUGUUCAUAUUUACCGGUGAAAUAGAUAAUAAACGAAAUCUAAUUUUGUUUGUUGUGCUGCUGCUGACGACAUCGAUUGUUUUUUAUCGUUGACUGACAGUUUGUGCAAUUUGCAGUGAAAUUGAAAAACCCUCAAAGUUUGUGGCAAGCAGCGAAGCUUUGACUAAAAAGCGCUUCAACGAGCAGCGACAGCAAUGAAAUAGGCUGACAACUGGCCAAACAACUGAAUAACUGAAUUGAAUAGUGAAACAACAACUAACAAAUCCAAGAUGAGCAGCCACACUUUGAUGCUAAGCUGCAUAGCUUUUCUUAUAGUUUUAUUGGCGCAUAUAAGCCAAGCCCAAAUGCAUGUGAGCAGCGCCAGCGCUGGUGCCAACUUUGCUUCACUGCCGCUUGAAGUUGAUGCCACCACCACCGCUAGACCACGCAGUCGACGCAUGUACGCCAUGUGCCCGCCGCAAUUUCUGCGUGUGGGCACCGAGUGCUACUCGCUGGUGCCGCAGCGCAGCAGCUGGCUGGAUGCGCACUUCUUCUGCAAGGACAAGAACGCCAAUCUGGCUGAGCCCAGCAAGUAUGCGGAUCGCAAGCUGAGAAUCUUUCUGCAGCGUCAAGACGGCGCAGCAGGCGAACAUGAGCCCAUAUGGAUUGGCGCCAACUACGAUCAUCACAAUCAUCACUGGCAAUGGAGCUUCAGCGGUCACAACGUCAGCUACAAUGCGUUCAGUCAGCAAGAUCAAACCUAUAUGCAACUUAUAUCCAACAGCCAUGACAACAAUCAGAACUGUGGCGUCUACGAUCCGAAGCUAAAGUAUCGCUGGUCGGCGCGCUCCUGCCUGGACAAGUUGCGUUUCAUCUGCCAGCACAAGAUGCCCAAAGUGAGUGCUGCGAAUCGCCACAAGAUCUACACGCGUUGGAACGCCACCUAUCCGAAUGCCAUGGCCAAUGAGGUGGUAUUGGAGGUAAUCGAUAGACAGGACAGUGAUCGCAGAUUCCAUCGUCGCGUCAAGGCGGAGGGCAGCGCUGAGGAGAUGAUUAUACCCGCGCGUCGUCGUGGACCAAAUGCACGCCGUAAUCAGCAGCGCAAUCGCCAGCAGCCACAGGCUACACAUCCCAACGACAUCAACUACAACCAGCAGCAGCAGCAGCAGCCGCCACGUCAGCGUCAGCAUCAGCGCAAGCGUCCACGUCCCAGCUCCACUGAAUCGCCUGCUCCGCUCAUCGUUAGCAAUGAAGUUGCCAGCACUGCUGGUCAGCCUGCCACGCCCACUGCUCAACAGAAUAUGACCGCUUACGAUCGAAAGCUGCAGCGUCAGCGUGAGAAGGAGCGUCGCCGCCAGCAGCGCAGACGCGAGCGUCAGGAGCGCAUGCGCCAGGAGCGAAUGGAGCGUCGCCGCAAGCUGCACAAACCAGAGACGCGAGUGCCCAAGCGCGAGCAGCAGCCUGAGAAUUUGCUAGCCAAGGCCAGAGCAGAGCAAGAGCAGCAAGAGCAGCAACAGCGCCGUCAGCAGCAUGACGAGCAACUGCAGCAUGAUCAGGCACAGCACGAGCGACAGCGCCAAGAGCAAGAGGAGCAGCGUUUGCAAAGGGAGCGAGACUUGGCAGCGCUGAAGCAGAAACUUGAGGCAGCUGAACAUCAACGAGCUGUGGAUGCCGAGGCGGAACGUCUGCGUGAACAGCGCUUGGCCAAUCAGCGCUGGCAGGAGGCGGAGCAAAAGCGCGCGCAUGAGGAGCAGCUGCGCAAGCAGCAGCUGGAACAGGAAGAAAUGGAUAAACGCAAUGCAGCCAAGCGACUGGAGGAGGAACAGCGUUUGCGCAGGGAGCACGAGCAGCGCAUGGCUGAGGCCAAGUCGGAGCAAGAGCGUCAGUUGCAUGAGGCACAGGAAGCCAAGCGGCGAGAGGAGCAGGCCAUACAACAGAAGAUGGAGGAACAGGAGCGUCAGCGGCAGCAGCAAAUAAAGCUUGAGCAGGAGGAGGAGGAAAAGCGUUUGGAGCUGGUGCGUCUGGAGGCGGCGCGUCGCUUUGAGCAGGUGGAACUGGAGCGAUUGCAGGCGGAGAAUGAGCGUCGCGAAGCUGUGCAGCGUCAGCGUGAGCAGGAGAUUGCGCGGCGAGAGGAGGAGAAACGCAGAUUGACUGCCCAAGAGGAGCGACUUCGCCAGGAGCUGGAGGAGGAGGAAAAGGGGCGCACGCGUCAGCUGGAGAACGAUAUGAAACGCGCCGAGGAGGAGCGCAAGCAGAAGGAGCAAGCGGAAGCCGCUGCUGCCGCCGCCAAGGCCGAGGAGCAAAAGCAAAAGCUUGAGCCCGCCAAGCAGCUGGCCGACGCCAAGGUGGCCGAGACCCUAGCCGAGAAGAAGCGCCAGUAUGCCUCACGCAUUGCGGCGCUCAGUCCCGAGGAUCAGCUCAAGUUCAUUGAGAUGCGCAAGCGGCGCAAGCAGCUGCGCGAGAAGCAAAUGGCCGCCCAGGAAGCCAAGAAACUCAAGCGAAUACAGGAGGCCAUUCGAUUAAAUGAGGCGCAGUAAACAAUUUCACACACACACACACACGCACACAAGCAAGCAAACAGUAAACAUAUCGUCAACAAUAUUGCAUUGAAUCUGUUUCCAGUUUUUACUUAUUUUGUUUUUUUGUUGUUUUAUGCUUUUAGAAACAAACACGCAAAAGUAUUAUUUACAUUAAAGAAAGAAAUAUAAAAGCAAAAACACACACACACACACACAAGAGCAAGAGGAAACAAAUUUCAGUAGACGUGCACUUUUUUCAAAAUAUUUGAUAUAAUAAAAAUAUUUGCAGUCAAAAGUUCGUAGCGCGCACGCAAUUUCAAAAUAAUGUACAGCUAAUAAACAUAAACAUAUAAUAUAUAUAUAUGCGCAUAUAAGUAUAUAAUAUGAUAUAUGAUAUGAAUAUAGGCCGCACACAGCCAAAAUGUUUCCUUAAUAACCAAAUUAGCAACUCAACGUGGCUAAAGCUAAAGCGCUUUGGUUUUCGUUUCUUUGUUUCGUAUUUUUGUUUAACAUUAACUAAAAGCCUUAAACUCAUUCGAGCCUGCAUGCCCAUCUAACUGUCUGUCUGUCUGUCUGUCCUACUCUCAGCCACUUCUCGUUUGGGCCAAGGCAGCAGAACAAAUAUGAUUAACAACAAAAUCCUUUUUAUAACUAUUAAAAACAUAAAAUGCUGAGCCUUUGCCUUUGGCUAAGCGUAACUA
Drosophila busckii is the source of this 3591-nucleotide messenger RNA. Its product is annotated as trichohyalin. NCBI's taxonomy places the organism in Eukaryota, Metazoa, Arthropoda, Insecta, Diptera, Drosophilidae. The coding region runs from base 662 to 2908 and encodes 748 amino acids. The transcript is spliced from 7 exons. The record is from RefSeq and is a predicted model, not a curated record.